Molecule: messenger RNA, 1406 nt
Organism: Panicum virgatum (switchgrass)
Lineage: Eukaryota; Viridiplantae; Streptophyta; Magnoliopsida; Poales; Poaceae
Product: 2-hydroxyisoflavanone dehydratase-like
Exons: 1
Coding region: 133-1113 (326 amino acids)
Molecular function (GO): hydrolase activity
Source: RefSeq, a predicted model, not a curated record
CAAAAACCUUCCGCAUUCAACCCACACACUAACCAACCGCUGGGGUGAAUGAAGACGUGUAACCUGCGGCGACCGCACUUCCAUCUCCUCGCCUAGGCCGCGCCCACACCAGACACCACAACCCCGCCGACCAUGGCAGGCUCCGGCGCCAGCGACGACGAGGUCGUCUUCGAGAUGGCGCAGUUCAUCCGCGUCUACAAGAGCGGCCGCGUGGAGCGCUACUUCGGCUCCGACCCCGUACCGGCCUCCACGGACGCCGCCACGGGCGUUGCCUCCAAGGACCGCGCCAUCUCCCCCGACGUCGCCGUCCGCCUCUACCUCCCGCCGGCAACCGAAGAGACCGACGGUGGGAGCAGGAGGAAGCUCCCAAUCCUCGUGUACUUCCACGGCGGCGGCUUCUGCCUCCACACCGCCUUCAAUUUCGUCUUCCACGCCUACCUCACCUCCCUCGCCGCGCGGACCCGCGCCAUCGUCGUCUCCGUCGAGUACCGCCUCGCGCCCGAGCACCCGCUCCCCGCCGCCUACGACGACUCUUGGCGAGCGCUGUGCUGGGUGGCCUCCCACGCCGCCGGAUCCGGCGGCGAGGAGCCCUGGCUCGCCGACCACGGCGACUUCUCCCGCCUGAGCGUCGGCGGCGAGAGCGCCGGCGCCAACAUCGCGCACCACAUGGCGAUGCGCGCCGGCGCCGAGCCCCUCCCCGGCGGCGCCCGGAUCAGCAGCGCCGUCAUCGUCCACCCUUACUUCCUGGGCGCCAGCGGGGUGGCGUCGGAGGAGACGGAUCCCGCGAUGGCGCAGAGCGUGGUGACCAUGUGGCGCGUGGUGUGCCCGGGCACCACGGGCGUGGACGACCCCUGGGUCAACCCGCUGGCGGCCGGCGCGCCGGGGAUGCAAGGGCUCGCGUGCGCGCGCGUGCUCAUGUGCCUCACGGAGAAGGACGUGCUCCGCGACCGCGGCCGCGCGUACGCCGAGGGGCUCGGGGCCAGCGGGUGGGCCGGGGAGGUGGAGGUGCUGGAGGUGGCCGGGCAGGGCCACUGCUUCCACCUCGUCGACUUCGCGUGCGCCGACGCCGUCGUCGCGCAGGACGACACCAUUGCCCGAUUUGUUAACCUGUAAAUGUAAAUCAUCAUGGAUUUUGUAAUUGUAUUCUCAAUGCUUUGGAACCUAUCACCUUUCCGGGCAAAUCGUGCAAACUCCAAUUUGGUCCACCAAAUCAACAUCCAUCAUAGGGAGAUUAGGUAAUUUUACAAUUAACCGCCCGCUUUUAAAUUGGGUAAUUACACUUUUCUGCGCCCCCUUGAAUGUUGAUAUGAUAUUACAGAUUGGAGUUUGCACAGUUUGCAUGGAGAGAUUGGUUUGUACCUGAUAUAUUUAUUCUCCAAUACUUUUGCGGCGGAUUUGGCUGAAAA